AUGGAAACGGUAUCAGUAGCAAUGACAGCUGCUCCAAAAUCGUUACCUAUCUUAAGUACAAUUUUUAAACUUUCCACUGAUAUACGUGAAACAAGUGAACGAGUUGAAACAAACAAAUCACAAUGUGAACAAUUGAGUGAACGUAUUGAUACAUUGAUUGGAUUUUUGGCAGAAAGAGAUUUAUCUCGUUGUUUAAAUGAAGCAAUGCAUAUCGCACUUAAUCGUUUCGAAGCAUUUCUACGUCGAUGUCUCGAAUAUAUUAGUACAUUUCUUGAAACAGGCUGGUUUAAACGUAUUGUUAAUAACAAAGAUUUCGAGAAAAAAUUUCAAGAUUUAAAUCGUGAACUAACUCAAUAUUCGAACGAUCUUAAUUUUGGUAUUGGAUUAAAUAACAUGCAGAGCACUAAGAAGCAAGAAGAAAACCACUAUACUGACAACUACUCGCCAGAUGCUUCUCAAAAUCCUGCCACUAUGGAUGAGUCUCACGAAUAUGAAAAUGACUUUAUAGAGAAGAAAACAGCAGAGAUAGCCGAUGAUGAUGAACAUAGUGGGAUUGCAGCUCGACAAGUUCCACCUUCUGGAAAAAAUAUUCCUUUUGUAAAUACCGCAAGAUCGGCCGGAAACAUUGAACAAGCCCAACAGAGCGUUUUUAUUUCUGGUCUAUGGAAUUAUGCGUAUAACCAAUAUAAUCUAGCCUAUGGACCCUUUCCACAUCAACUUGUUUUUAAUUCAACAACAAGAAAACUACAUGGUUAUGGUGAAGAUAAUGUUGGUCAAUAUAUAUUGAACGGAACAUUCUCAGAGGAAAAUCGACAAAUGGAGAUGACACAAAGUUAUCAGUAUGGCACAGGAAAUCCGACUCUAAAUUUGGGUCAUCAAGAUAAGAUGCAACUUAAUUGGAAUGCACAAAGAAAAAUAUUCGAAGGCGUCGCUUAUUCAAACGUUCAAGAGCGACGUUGUCGAUGUUUAUCGAAUAAUUCAUCUUGUUGGCCAAAUGCUUCUGUAUGGCAAACUUUUAAUGAAUCAAUCAAUGGACAACUUAUUUUUCCUAAACCAUCAGCUGCUGUUUGUAAUUCUAAUCCACCAAACGUUAAUGCAUGUAUUACAGUAACUGAAAAGUGGCCGAAUUCUUUCUGGCGUAGUGAACAAGCAGGAGCAAUGCAAAGUGCUCAUUGGGAAAAUAGUUCAUGUUCUAUUUUUUUUAAUAGUACAACAUGUAAUCAAGGAUCGGUACCUAUUUUAGCAGUAAAUGCAACAUUACCUGAACAUGUUCAAGCAACUUUACAAUUAGUGAAUCGUUAUAAUCUACGACUUGUAAUUAAAACUACAGGACAUGAUUUUUCAGGUCGAUCAACAGCAAAUGGUGCUUUACUUCUUUGGUUACAUCAUAUGAAAAAUUUCACUUUUAUCAACAACACAUUAUCAUGUACGGGAGAAAAUAUUUCCAAUGCCAUUCGUAUUGGUGCCGGUAUACAAUGGGGUGAAGUAUAUAAAUGGUUAGCUCAAUAUAAUUUAGUUGCUAUUGGUGGAGCUUCAAGUACUGUAGGAGCUAGUGGUGGAUUUUUACAAGGAGGUGGUCAUAGUCUAUUGUCACGAUGGAAAGGUUUUGCUGCUGAUCAAGUUAUUGAAUAUGAUGUUAUCAUGGCUGAUGGACGUCGUCAAACAGUCAAUUCAUGUCAAAAUGUAGAUCUAUUUUGGGCAUUACGAGGUGGUGGUGGUGGAACUUUUGCUGUUGUAUUAUCAGUUACCUUACGUACUUAUCCUUCACCAUCUAUGAUCAGUUGUAUACAUUUCUUGAAGCCACCAAAUAACACUCGCUAUGCCAGUUUUGUUCAUCAUUUUGUACAAUUAUUACCAACUUUAGCAGAUUCUGGGUGGGCUGGUUACUUUUAUUUAACUAUGGAAACAUUUACACUUGUAUUUUUUCUACCCAAUGGAAACAAUGAUAUAGCAAAUACAACAAUAAAUCAAUUAAUGAAUAAUUUUACUGAUUUUAAUUUUAAACAACCGGCUUAUCAUUCAUAUCCAACAUUUAUUAAUUUUUUUGUUAAAAUUCUGGAAUCAUCUAGUGCAACAGGUAAUAAUGUUAUACUUGGUUCUCGUCUUAUUCCUGAAACCAUUAUUCGUAAUCAACCAAAUCAAGUUGCUGAUACAUUCCUUCAAGUUAAGGAUGGAAAUGGAUCGCUUCUUAUCGGACAUCUUGUUGCCGGUGGCAAAGCAUCAGAUACAACACAAAAUAAUAGUAUUAAUCCUGCAUGGCGUACUGCUCUUCUUCAUAUGAUCUAUGCUCGUUCAUGGAAUGAUGGUACAUCAAUUGAAGAUCAAGAAAAACUUGCUAAACUCGUUACAGAAAAAGUUGAAAUUCUUCAAACUAUAGCCGGUGGUUCACAAUCAGCAUCAUAUAUGAAUGAAGCUGAUCCGAAUGAAAAAGAUUGGCAACAGAAAUUUUUUGGUUCACUAGAAAUUUACAAUCGACUAAAAUCAAUUAAAGAUAAUGUUGAUCCAAAUGGAAUAUUUCAAUGCAGGCAAUGUGUAGGUAGUGACGAUUGGUCCAUUGAUUUAAAUUGCCCAAAAAUAUCAAAUGGAAAUAAAUGUUAUUUAAUUAUACAACUGUUAUUAAUUGUGAUGAUUUUUUUGUUUAAUUUUAAAAUAUAA
Molecule: messenger RNA, 2655 nt
Organism: Adineta steineri
Lineage: Eukaryota; Metazoa; Rotifera; Eurotatoria; Adinetida; Adinetidae
Source: the annotation of a GenBank genome assembly